Messenger RNA from Hevea brasiliensis (rubber tree), 3652 nucleotides. RefSeq names its product receptor-like protein kinase. The record is from RefSeq and is a predicted model, not a curated record. The transcript is spliced from 2 exons. The coding region runs from base 77 to 3418 and encodes 1113 amino acids. Gene Ontology annotation, biological process: protein phosphorylation. NCBI's taxonomy places the organism in Eukaryota, Viridiplantae, Streptophyta, Magnoliopsida, Malpighiales, Euphorbiaceae. Gene Ontology annotation, molecular function: protein kinase activity; protein binding; ATP binding.
CGCCUGCUUGAGCUAACUGAGGGUGGCUUCUUUCUUCCCAUUUCCCAAACUCCACCUAGCUAAGCUCUCUUCAGCUAUGUCUAUUGUUUUCAAUCAUUUUUUUCUUCUACAUUGCUUCUUUCUAUCUGUCUCUGCUGUUUCUGCUCUCAACUCCGAUGGGUCCGCUCUGUUAUCGCUUACCACCCACUGGACUUAUGUGCCUCCUUCUAUAGCUUCAAGUUGGAACGCUUCUCACUCUACUCCUUGUUCUUGGGUAGGCAUACAAUGUGACAAUGCUUCCCACUCUGUAGUCAGUGUUCAACUCUCUGGUUAUGCAAUUUCUGGUCUUCUGGGACCAGAAAUUUCACAGCUUUCUCGCUUGCAGACCCUGGAUUUGAGUAACAACAGUUUCUCUGGUCAGAUACCCUUUCAGUUGGGCAGUUCUAAGCUACUUGAGCGCCUGGAUUUGUCCUACAAUGGCUUUACUGGAGAAAUACCUGAUGAUCUUAAGUACCUGCAAACUUUACGCUACCUGAAUUUGUAUUCUAACUCCUUGUCUGGUGAGAUACCUCAAUCUUUGUUUCUAAUUUUGAGCUUGGAAUGUGUGUAUUUGAACAACAACAGUUUCAAUGGUUCAAUUCCUAGUAGUGUGGGUAACCUGAAUCAAGUUUUAGAGCUAUGGUUGUAUGGUAACAGGUUAUCUGGUACCAUUCCAGAGUCUGUUGGGGAUUGUACUAAAUUGCAAGGUCUCUAUUUGAAUGACAACCAGUUGGUUGGUUCGUUGCCAGAGACUCUCACCAAUCUCAAAAACCUUGUGUAUUUAUCUCUCAGCAAUAAUAGUUUUCAGGGUAGCAUUCCUUUAGGUUUUGGCAAUUGCAAGAAUUUGAGUGUUAUAGAUUUUUCAUACAAUGAAUUUAGUGGGGGUCUUCCACCAGAUUUGGGAAAUUCUAGUAGCUUAACAACCUUAGACAUUGUCCAUAGCAACUUAACAGGCUCCAUCCCCUCUUCGUUUGGCCUACUAGACAAUCUUGUUGCUCUUGACCUCUGUGAAAAUCAAUUGUCUGGGAGAAUUCCCCGUGAACUUGGGAAUUGUAAGUCCUUGAAAAGCUUAAAGUUAUACUCAAACCAGCUUGAGGGAGAGAUUCCUGGUGAAUUGGGAAUGCUGACCGAGUUACAGGACCUUGAAUUUUUUAGCAAUCGCUUGAGUGGUGAAAUUCCAGUUAGUAUUUGGAGGAUUCCCAGCCUUGUGCACUUCCUUGUGUACAAUAACAGUCUAUCUGGUCAACUACCCCUUGAGAUGACUGAGCUCAAAAAACUAAAGAACAUCUCAUUGUUUGACAAUCAGUUCUUUGGAAUCAUACCCCAAAAUUUGGGAAUCAACAGCAGCUUAUUGCAGCUGGAUUUCACUAGGAAUAAGUUCACUGGUGAAAUUCCGCCAAAUCUUUGCUUCGGAAAGCAAUUAAGGGUUCUUAAUAUGGGUCAAAAUCAACUCCAAGGCAGCAUUCCUUCUGAUGUUGGAAGUUGUUCAACACUUCGGAGAUUGAUCCUUAGCAAGAAUAAUCUCUCAGGGACCCUUCCAGAAUUUGCGGAAAAUCCAAGCCUUUACCACAUAGACAUCAGUAAAAAUGGUAUAUCAGGUUCAAUUCCACCAAGCCUGGGGAAGUGUACUAGUCUCAAUUUUAUUGAUUUUUCCAUGAACAAGUUUACAGGGUUUAUACCCCCAGAUCUAGGCAGUCUUGUAAAGCUCGAGCUUGUGAAUCUUUCAUAUAACAAACUGGAAGGUUCUUUGCCAUCUCAGCUCUCUAAUUGUUACAAAUUAGGUAAGUUUGAUGCGGGGUUUAAUUCUUUGAAUGGUUCAAUUCCCUCAAGUCUGAGGAAUUGGACAAGUUUAUCCACCUUGAUUUUGACAGAGAAUGAGUUUACUGGGGGCAUUCCAGCUUUUCUAUCAGAACUUGAAAAGCUUACAGAGGUACAAAUUGGUAGAAAUUUGUUGGGAGGUGAGAUUCCUUCAUCCAUUGGAUCGCUGCAGGAUCUGCAAUAUGCCUUGAAUCUCAGCAGUAAUGGAUUGACUGGUGCAAUUCCUUCAGGGUUGGGGAAUUUGAUCAAGCUAGAGCGACUUGAUAUAUCUAACAACAAUCUGACAGGAACUUUAAAAGUUCUUGAUAAAAUCAAUACAUUUGUCCUGGUAAAUGUCUCAAACAAUCUCUUCACAGGUCCAAUACCAGACACAAUGAUGGAUUUGCUUAACUCAUCUCCCUCAUCAUUCUUGGGCAACCCUGGCCUAUGUGUCAGUUGCAUUCUAUCCAAUGGCUCAACAUGCAUCAGAAAUGGAAAUUUUAAACCAUGUGCAAGUCAAUCUAGUAAACGAAAAGGCCUUGCUGAAUUGAAAAUUGCAAUGAUAGUCCUUGUUUUGCUGGCUGGUUUUGUUCUUCUUGGACUUGGUUGUAUGUUUGCCUUGCAUAGAAGACACAAACAGGAUGUUGAGAUUGCAUCUGAAGGGGGGUCAGCUUUACUACUCAGCAAAUUGAUGGAAGCUACUGAAAAUCUAAAUGACAGAUAUAUCAUUGGGAGGGGAGCUCAUGGAACUGUUUACAAAGCUUCAUUGGGCGAAGAUGAACUUUUUGCUGUAAAGAAAAUUGCAUUUAAUCAUAAAGGAGGAAACAGAAGUAUGGUUAGAGAAAUUGAAACAAUUGGGAAAAUCAGGCACCGGAAUCUGAUAAGGUUGGAGGAGUUUUGGUUAAGAAAGGAUUAUGGUUUAAUCCUUUAUAGGCACAUGCAGAAUGGGAGCCUCCACGACGUUUUGCAUGGAACAAAUGCAUCAACUCUCGAGUGGAAUUCACGCUACAGGAUAGCCAUUGGAACUGCUCAUGCAUUGUCAUAUCUCCACUUUGAUUGUGAUCCUCCUGUAGUGCAUCGAGACCUGAAGCCAGAAAACAUUCUGUUAGACUCUGAUAUGGAGCCUCAUAUCUCAGAUUUUGGUAUAGCCAAGAUUCUGGAUCAGACUUCUGAUUCAGGGCAAUCCACCUUAGUUGUGGGUACAGUAGGGCACAUUGCACCAGAAAAUGCAUUUACAACAGCAAAGAGGAAGGAAUCCGAUGUUUACAGUUAUGGAGUUAUUUUGCUCGAACUAAUAACCAGAAAGAAGGCAGUUGAUUCGUCAUUCACAGAGGGAACAGAUAUUGUGGGUUGGAGUAGGUCUACAUGGAGAAACACAGAAGAUAUUAGCAGGAUUGCUGAUUCAAGCCUUGCAGUGGAAUUCUCUGAUACCAGUAUCAUGGACCAAGUUAUUGAUGUGUUUCUGGUGGCCUUGAGAUGUACCGAAAGGGAGCCAAGCGAAAGACCGACAAUGAGAGAUGUCGUCAAGCAAUUAUUAAACGCAAAUGUCUCCAUCAAACCAUUGCACAUUUGCUCUGGUAAGGACAUUAAGAGUUGCUUUUGAGUAGAAGAGAUUGGCUAGGCUAGGCUAGCUAGGCAGAUCAAUGUUAGGACUUGGUACUUCUGUUUAAUUAGAUAGGCCUUCUUGUCUUGGUUGAAGACAAUUAAUAGAGUACAUGUUGUAUAUAUAGUUGUCUUACGGAAAUUUUAAUUUCCUGCCGUGAAAGCAGCUUUCUUGGUUUAUUCCAUUUGCUCAAGGAAAACUGCAUCACUAUUGUGGAAAAUUAUAGAAUGAAUC